Molecule: messenger RNA, 2154 nt
Organism: Paramecium pentaurelia
Lineage: Eukaryota; Ciliophora; Oligohymenophorea; Peniculida; Parameciidae
Source: the annotation of a GenBank genome assembly
AUGUAAACACCACCUCCUCCACCUUAUGGCUACACUCCAGGAUAAUAUCCUCCUCCUCCUCCUCCUGCAUAUGGAUAAACUCCCUACCCUCAAUAGCCUGGAUAUUAGCCACCUCCUACUGGCUAUCCUUAUCCACCUACACCUGGUUAUCCCCCUCCUGCUGGUGGAUAUCCAUAACCAGGAUAUCCCCCUGCUCCUGGCUAUCCCCCUGCUCCUGGUUAUCCUCCUGCUGGUUAUCCCCCUACUGGUUAUCCUCCUACUGGCUAUCCUCCCUAACCAGGUUAUGUUCCCCCUCCUAAUUAUACUUAACCAUACCCACCUUAAUAGUAACUUAUUUAUAUUAAUAUAGAUAUCCUGGUUAAUUUCCAGCAACUGCAAUGGUUAUUCCAUAAGGAUAAUAUAAUUAUGCUGGAGGAAAUAUUUAGAUAAAAAUAAGACCUAAUUGCUAUUUGUAUAAUAUUUUUUAAACAUCAGAUGUGGAGGGACUGGUUUUUAUAUGAAAAAAUAUAAAAGAAAGCAAUGCAAAGAUUGUUUAUGGGCUAUGGGAGUCUGUUUAAAAUGUAAUGGAACUGGAUGGAAUAAGAAGGGAAAGGUUUGCAAAUGCAAAAUGUAUAAAAUAUAUUGAAUCAUUCAAAUAAAAUAUUUGAUUCCAUCUUUAAAAACUUUGCUUCGAUAUUUUUUGAUGUAAAUUCAAAUAUUUAGAGUCUGUUUCCCAUAAUUCAACUUUUAGGUUAGCUUCAUUUUUUUAAGAGAUUAUGCUUUAGCAAUUUAUAUGUUGUUAAAUGCUUCUAUUUAAUAUAAUAUGUUUAAAGAAGUGUUUAUGGUAAGAUCAACAAUGUGUUGAUAUUAUUGAGUUUGAACUUGUAUUGUAUUUAAUAAUAAUUAUUUGUUUUGUAAUAAAUGGCAGAUGUUCAUUCUUAAAGGAAAAGUGUGUAAAAGGUAUGAUAUCAUUCCAAAAUAGUAAGCAUAUAUUGAUGAUCUAUUCACAAAUGACAAUGAACUUGAUGAAGAUAAGGAUUUAAUAAAAUAAUACAACACUGCUAAGAGAGAAAGAAAAACAAUUGAAGCACACAAACAAUUACUUGAUAAUAGAGUAGCAUUGUUGAAAUAAGAGGAAAUUAGAACAUUAAAAAAGAUAGAGGAGACUCGUAAAAAGGCUUUGGAAAUUUAUUAUCUUAAAAAAAAGAAUGAAGAAAAACUGAAAAAAGUAAAUCUACUUAAUUCAAUAUUUUAGAGAGAAGAAGAAAAAGAACAAUUAUAGAAGAAAUAAGAGCAAUAAUAAUAAAUUAGAAAAUAGCAAGAGAGAGAACAUAAAUUAUUAAUUGAAAAACAUAGAAAUGAUAAAGUAUAAAAAGCAUUUAUUAUCAAAUAAUAAACAAGACAUAAUGAAGUAAGGAAAAUGAGUUCUUAAAAAUAAUCAUUAACAACUCUUAAAUAAAAAAAUUAGAUAUUUAGAGAAUCAAGAGAUUUGAAUAGAGUGAAAGAAAGAAUUGUAAUGGAAAAAAGAGAAGCUAUAAGAGAAUAAUUAGGAAAGAAAUUAGAGUUUGAACAAAAGUUAAAGGAUGGAAAAUAAAAAGGUAAUUAAAUAGCAAUAAUUUUUAGAAAUUGAACAAAUUGAAACAUAUGAAAUGGAUUUGUUAUAAAAAUUACAAAACACUUAAUAAAUGUAAAAAACUGCAUUUGAAGAAUUAGAAUCAGCUUUAACAAUGACAGCUAAAGAAUUUGCAGAAAAGUAUCUUUAACCAAAAUAAAAAGAGUAAUAAACAAAUAAUUAUAUUUAGAGAUUAAAAUAAAGAUUUAUCAAAUUUUAAUACUGAUGAGGAAGGAAUUUAAAAAAAUUAAGAUCGACCACAUAUUGAUGAAUCUGAUAAAGAUUAAUCUUCUAAAAUAUCUAUUGAAUAAAUCAAUGAAAUAAAUGAACCGAAUAUAUAAAAUGAUUCUAAUAAGGAUGAUAAUGGAGAUUAAAAUGAUAACUUAAAUUAAGGAAUCAAAGAACCUGAAAAUAAAUAAGAUGAAUAGAAUAAUUAAUAGUCAAUACAUGAUGAGGAAAAUAAUUAAAAUUAAUAAAACAAUUAAAAUGAGAUUCCAAAUGUAUUAGAUUCACCAAAAAGUUAAGAAAAAGAAGAUAAUGAAUAAUAAGAAGAGGAAUAAUGA